CCAAGAUGGCGGCGCCCAUGAGGGCAGAGUGAGCUGGGCCCCUGAGGGAGCGAGGCCAUUGGCCCAAGCACAGCGAGACACCCGUGGCACGUGGAUGUGUGAAAGUUUGGGCGGGUUCCUGCCUUCCCUGAACCUCCAGAGCUGGACAAAGAGAAACUCAGAGAGCCCCACUCAUCUUUUGGGGGUCUGUGAGGCGCUUUUCAGGGUGCAAGAUGACCACUCACGUGCACGCCCCAUCCGGCUCCUCCGUAGAAGAGGCGGAAUUCAGAAGAUUAAGGAUCCUUGACACUGUGGGGAGAAACUUGGAUCGCCUGAAUUCAAAAGACAGGAGGUUGUACGCCUACGGACCGUUGUAUCUGGGAACGACUGGGGCCAUUUGUGGAAUUUUGGGAAACUACCUUCUCCGGCAAAACCUGAAGGUCACCCAGCACCCCGUAAAGACGUACGUGCCGUUGGCCGUGAUACCCUUCCUGUCGACGGCCGUGGUCUACAAACUUCUGGUGGUGGACCCUUUAAAGGCGGGUGAUUUGAGUCCAGAGCAGUGUGUUCUAAGAGGUGGAUUUUUUGGAUUAACACUAGGUGCAGGAUACCCCACUGCUCUGGCUUUCCUUAAAAACGGUCGCCUGGCUGUCAAGUAUGAAACCGUCCCCCUGCCACCCAAAGGAAAAGCAAUACUGUACUGGGCGACGCUGUGCCACCCGGCCUGCAAGCUGAUGAGCCUCUCUAUGAUCGUGCAGGUCUUCUUCGGAAGCCUGCUGGGCUACAAAUACCACGAAAUGUUUCAAAAUCUGCUGGAGUGAUGGACGCGCAAGCCCGCCGUCAGCGCGGAUCGUGGGCUGGAGGGGGCUUGGAGGAAAAACGGGCGUUAGCCGCUGCAGCGCAACGGCACGUGCGCCUUGAGCGUCAAUAAAAAACUCCUUUUUCAGGACAUCCGGACCGUGAGGGCGGAGGCGACUUUCCUGUGGGCGUGCGCAUCCCUGCCACAGUCUCAGAAUAUCAUCAUCAAUCGUAUUUAUUGAGCGCUUACUGUGUGCAGAGCACUGUACUAAGCGCUUGGGAAGCACAAAUUGGCAACAUCUAGAGACGGUCCCUACCCAACCGUGGGCUCACAGUCUAAAAGAAUAUCAAGCGGUCGUCCAUCAGUUGUGUCAGAGAAGCAGCGUGGCUCAGCGGAGAGAGCCCGGGCUUUGGAGUCGGAGGUCGUGGGUUCAA
Molecule: messenger RNA, 1212 nt
Organism: Tachyglossus aculeatus (Australian echidna)
Lineage: Eukaryota; Metazoa; Chordata; Mammalia; Monotremata; Tachyglossidae
Product: complex I assembly factor TMEM126B, mitochondrial-like
Exons: 5
Coding region: 213-800 (195 amino acids)
Biological process (GO): mitochondrial respiratory chain complex I assembly
Cellular component (GO): mitochondrion
Source: RefSeq, a predicted model, not a curated record